AGUGUGCAGGACUCUCCCUGCUCAUAUGGGAUUCAUAGUUUCAGCAUCACUCUAUCCACAGUUUAACACAUUAACUAGACGAGCUAAAGACAAGGUUCAUAUUUCAGAUUGAUGAAAUUACUUGGGAAUUUUACAUCUAGAGUCCAGCAUAUAGAAAAGCAACAAAAAUGCAGAAACGUUAAUGUAAAUUUAUGGAGACUUUAAUUUGUUUCUUCACAGUGCAUCAUGCUGGUGAAGGUGAGAUUUGGAGAAAUCCAGAAGUAUGUCAAAGUGGCUCAGACCAAUGAAGGCUAUGAGGACUUCAACACAUUUCUUCAGAAAGUCAUUCAAAAGCUAGAUCUUCCACUAGAGACUGAGUUGCACCUGACAGAUGAAUCAGGGACAGAUGUGGAUGCAGAUGUGUUUGAGGAGCUUUUGCGAGCAGGCAACCUUACUGUUAGAGUGACAUCUGAAAGGUCAACAGUUUUACUUCAGCCUGAUCCAUCGAAGACUUCAGUUGAGUCAUCCACUUCAGUCAGUUCAUUUCCAUCUGCGUUUGGAGACUCCUUUUCCUCUGAUUCAUCAGAUGCAACAGUCAUAUUUGAGAAAAAUGGAGGGAGAAGAACCCAUUCUGAAUGGGAAUCAGCCAAGGAGACGGUGAGAAAUGCUCUUCAAGCCAAACCGGGGGGGCAAGUCAUUUUUGAUGAAUAUGAAAAAACAAAAAAGUUGAAGGAUAGCACACGGAGGAAGUUGGUAAAUCUUCUUGUGGCUGACAUGGUUGAAAUUCAUGGGAGAAUCCCACCAGUCUCUGUCCGAAGGAAAUAUGCUUUGGGUAUCAUCUCUCUAUUUCCAAGCCUCAGAGAUCCAUACUCAGACAAUGGAUAUGAACACUUCUAUGACCCACAGAGUGGAUCUGGAUACCUGGCCUGGAGGUUAAAGACUGUUCAGCGCAACUCUGCAGCUCAGUCCCGGAGAUCCUCCACCAACACUGUCCAUCAAGAUAGUCCGAAGAGAAGGAGGGAGUUUCUCACCCAUGAUAAGCAGCUGCUCGGUGAUGAAUGUCAUGAAGCAGUAUCGUUUUUGAAACAUUCAACUGAUGUAUCAACAAUCAAAGAGAAGAUGAGGGCCACAUUUCAGUACCGCCAGUCGCUGGUGCAAGAUCAGAGGUCCUCUUUAACGGUCUUGGAUGUCUUCCCAAGAUUUCUUGACAUCCCAGGCUUGAUCGAACAAGAUUUCAUACAAAUGUUUGGAGAGGAAGUGUCUGGAAGAUUUUUGGCAAGAUGGCCCACAUUUUUCAAAGCUAGGAUCCUGGCUGACUGCAAGAACAUGACUUCCAAUGAGCACAUUGAGAACCUCUUGUCCAUGCAGCAAGACUCCAGUGGUUUGGGCUGGGAUAGUGACCUUUCAAGUGUUCUGCUCUUGGUUCACUUGCUUCCCCCCACCUCUAAAGGCCACAAGAAGAGUGUGAAAAUGAGCUCAUGUCAAGCUGUUGACCAUGUUGUGAAAUAUCUUCAGAUGGGAGCCAGUGUUGAAACUUUCCUUGCUGGUGUGGAGCCAGGACAGCCAUUCCUCCUCUGUGUCGGUGAAAAUAAGAGCAGCAUCCAAAGAUACUAUGUCAUCAUGGAUCACAAGGCAAUCCCUUGCAAGGCACAGACAUCUCUGGCAGCUUUCGACGAGCUCUUUAAAGCACACUUCACCUUCAGCAUCAACUACCAUGAUUCCCUCCACAACUUCUAUACAUUCAUCCAAACCACAGUGUUCAACAUUGACGUGGGAAGUGCCAAGGAAAGUCCCAGAGUCAAGGAGAUCAGAGCAAGACUUUUGCAAGACACUUGUGACACUUGA
Melanotaenia boesemani (Boeseman's rainbowfish) is the source of this 1824-nucleotide messenger RNA. RefSeq lists its product as uncharacterized. Lineage: Eukaryota; Metazoa; Chordata; Actinopteri; Atheriniformes; Melanotaeniidae. The transcript has 9 exons. The coding region runs from base 226 to 1824 and encodes 532 amino acids. The record is from RefSeq and is a predicted model, not a curated record.